AUGCUGUUUUCUAACAGACAGUGGGUACCAUCGAGUGAGUGUCAGAACAGAAAGCUAAGGCAGAAGCAGAGAGGAUGCUGCGGUCAUCCUUUCUUGUUUUUGUUUUUUUUUAAUGAGGACAGAACAUAUGUGAGAUAUUACUUUCUCCUCUAGUAAAUAUUCUGAAGGAUCGUGUUGGAGACUAUUAGAUUCAACACGUAAAUGGAUUCUGUGCUAUGAUUUACAGUUCUCUUUAUUUCAGCACUUUCUUAUGCAAGGAGCUAAACAGUGAUUAAAGGAGCAGGAUGAAAAGAUGGCACAGUCAGUGCUGGUACCGCCAGGACCUGACAGCUUCCGCUUCUUUACCAGGGAAUCCCUUGCUGCUAUUGAACAGCGCAUUGCAGAAGAGAAAGCUCAGAGACCCAAACAGGAGCGCAAGGAUGAGGACGAUGAAAAUGGCCCAAAGCCAAAUAGUGACUUGGAAGCAGGAAAAUCUCUUCCAUUUAUUUAUGGAGACAUUCCCCCAGAGAUGGUGUCAGUGCCUCUGGAGGACCUGGACCCCUACUAUAUCAAUAAGAAAACGUUUAUAGUAUUGAAUAAAGGGAAAGCGAUCUCUCGGUUCAGUGCCACCCCUGCCCUGUACAUUUUAACUCCCUUCAAUCCUAUUAGAAAAUUAGCUAUUAAGAUUUUGGUACAUUCUUUAUUCAAUGUGCUCAUCAUGUGCACUAUUCUUACCAACUGUGUAUUUAUGACCAUGAGUAACCCUCCAGACUGGACAAAGAAUGUGGAGUACACUUUUACAGGAAUUUAUACUUUUGAAUCACUUAUUAAAAUACUUGCAAGGGGCUUUUGUUUAGAAGAUUUCACAUUUCUCCGGGAUCCAUGGAAUUGGUUGGAUUUCACAGUCAUUACCUUUGCGUAUGUAACAGAAUUUGUAAACCUAGGCAAUGUUUCAGCUCUUCGAACUUUCAGAGUCUUGAGAGCUUUGAAAACUAUUUCUGUAAUUCCAGGCCUGAAGACCAUUGUGGGGGCUCUGAUUCAGUCAGUGAAGAAGCUUUCUGAUGUCAUGAUCCUGACUGUGUUCUGUCUGAGUGUAUUUGCGCUAAUAGGACUGCAGCUGUUCAUGGGCAACUUGCGGAAUAAAUGUUUGCAAUGGCCCCCAGAUAAUUCUUCCUUUGAAAUAAAUAUCACUUCCUUCUUUAAUAACUCAUUGGAUGGGAAUGGUACCAUUUUCAAUCGGACAAUCAGCAUGUUUAACUGGGAUGAAUAUAUUGAGGACAAAAGUCACUUUUAUUUUUUGGAAGGGCAAAAUGAUGCUCUGCUUUGUGGCAACAGCUCAGAUGCAGGCCAGUGUCCUGAAGGAUACAUCUGUGUGAAGGCUGGCAGAAACCCCAACUAUGGCUAUACAAGCUUUGACACUUUUAGUUGGGCCUUUUUGUCCUUAUUUCGUCUCAUGACUCAAGACUUCUGGGAAAACCUCUAUCAACUGACACUACGUGCUGCUGGGAAAACGUACAUGAUAUUUUUUGUGCUGGUUAUUUUCUUGGGCUCAUUCUACCUUAUAAAUUUAAUCCUGGCUGUGGUGGCCAUGGCCUAUGAGGAACAGAACCAGGCAACACUGGAAGAGGCUGAACAGAAGGAAGCUGAAUUUCAGCAGAUGCUUGAACAGUUAAAAAAGCAACAGGAAGAAGCUCAGGCAGCAGCUGCAGCAGCAUCUGCUGAAUCAAGAGACUUCAGUGGAGCUGGUGGAAUAGGAGUUUUCUCAGAAAGUUCUUCAGUAGCAUCAAAAUUGAGCUCUAAGAGUGAAAAAGAGCUGAAAAACAGAAGAAAGAAAAAGAAACAGAAAGAACAGUCUGGAGAAGAAGAGAAGGAUGACAGAGUCCGAAAAUCUGAAUCUGAAGACAGCAUAAGAAGAAAAGGCUUCCGUUUUUCCUUAGAAGGAAGCAGGCUGACAUAUGAAAAGAGAUUUUCUUCUCCACACCAGUCUUUAUUGAGCAUCCGUGGCUCGCUUUUCUCUCCAAGACGUAACAGUAGGGCGAGCCUUUUCAGUUUCAGAGGUCGAACAAAGGAUAUUGGCUCCGAGAAUGACUUCGCUGACGAUGAGCACAGCACCUUCGAGGACAAUGAUAGCCGAAGAGACUCUCUGUUUGUGCCGCACAGGCAUGGAGAACGGCGCCACAGCAAUGUCAGCCAGGCCAGCCGCGCCUCCAGGGUGCUUCCUAUUCUGCCCAUGAAUGGCAAGAUGCACAGUGCCGUGGAUUGCAAUGGCGUGGUCUCCCUGGUCGGAGGCCCUUCUGCGCUCACCUCUCCUGCUGGGCAGCUCCUGCCAGAGGGCACCACUACUGAAACAGAAAUAAGAAAGAGACGGUCCAGUUCUUAUCAUGUUUCCAUGGAUUUGUUGGAAGAUCCUACAUCAAGGCAAAGAGCAAUGAGUAUGGCCAGUAUUUUGACCAACACUAUGGAAGCAAAACCACUGAGAGGAAGCUGCCAGUGGUUCUGCUACCGAUGUCAGCAGCAUGUCUGCUCCCUAAAGCAGGAAGUAGAGAAGGAGACAGGUGUCAAGACGAGCAACACCUGCUGCAUUUCUCCUUUUGAACUUUUCUUUAUUUUUUUCUACACAAUUUCUGUUCUGAACCUCUUCUUGGCCUUGCUUUUGAGUUCCUUCAGUUCCGACAAUCUUGCUGCCACUGAUGAUGAUAAUGAAAUGAAUAAUCUCCAGAUUGCUGUGGGAAGGAUGCAGAAAGGAAUUGAUUUUGUUAAAAGAAAAAUACGUGAAUUUAUUCAGAAAGCCUUUGUUCGAAAACAGAAAGCUUUAGAUGAAAUUAAACCUCUUGAAGAUCUAAAUAACAAAAAGGACAGCUGUAUUUCCAACCAUACCACCAUAGAAAUUGGCAAAGACCUCAAUUAUCUCAAGGAUGGAAAUGGAACUACUAGUGGCAUAGGCAGCAGUGUAGAAAAGUAUGUCGUGGAUGAAAGUGAUUACAUGUCAUUUAUAAACAACCCCAGCCUCACUGUGACGGUACCAAUUGCUGUUGGAGAAUCUGACUUUGAAAACUUAAAUACUGAAGAAUUCAGCAGUGAGUCAGAUAUGGAAGAAAGCAAAGAGAAGCUAAAUGCAACUACUAGUUCAUCUGAAGGCAGCACAGUUGAUAUAGGAGCUCCCGCUGAGGGAGAACAACCUGAGGUUGAACCUGAAGAAUCCCUGGAACCUGAAGCCUGUUUUACAGAAGACUGUGUGCGGAAGUUCAAAUGUUGUCAGAUAAGCAUAGAAGAAGGCAAAGGGAAACUCUGGUGGAAUUUGAGAAAAACUUGCUAUAAGAUAGUGGAGCACAAUUGGUUUGAAACCUUCAUCGUCUUCAUGAUUCUGCUGAGCAGUGGGGCUCUGGCCUUUGAAGAUAUAUAUAUUGAGCAGCGAAAAACCAUUAAGACCAUGUUAGAAUAUGCUGACAAGGUUUUCACUUAUAUAUUCAUUUUGGAAAUGCUGCUAAAGUGGGUUGCAUAUGGUUUUCAAAUGUAUUUUACCAACGCCUGGUGCUGGCUAGACUUCCUGAUUGUUGACGUGUCAUUGGUUAGCUUAACUGCAAAUGCCUUGGGUUACUCAGAACUUGGUGCCAUCAAAUCCCUCAGGACACUAAGAGCUCUGAGGCCCCUGAGAGCCUUAUCCCGGUUUGAAGGAAUGAGGGUUGUUGUAAAUGCUCUUUUAGGAGCCAUUCCAUCCAUAAUGAAUGUACUUCUGGUUUGUCUGAUCUUUUGGCUAAUAUUCAGUAUCAUGGGAGUGAAUCUCUUUGCUGGCAAGUUUUACCAUUGUAUUAACUAUACUACUGGAGAGAUGUUUGAUGUAAGCGUGGUCAACAACUAUAGUGAAUGUAAAGCCCUCAUAGAGAGCAAUCAAACUGCCAGGUGGAAAAAUGUGAAAGUAAACUUUGAUAAUGUGGGACUUGGAUAUCUUUCUCUGCUUCAAGUAGCCACAUUUAAGGGAUGGAUGGAUAUCAUGUAUGCAGCUGUUGACUCACGAAAUGUAGAAUUACAACCCAAGUAUGAAGACAAUCUGUACAUGUAUCUUUAUUUUGUCAUCUUUAUUAUUUUUGGUUCAUUCUUUACUUUGAAUCUUUUCAUUGGUGUCAUCAUAGAUAACUUCAACCAACAGAAAAAGAAGUUUGGAGGUCAAGACAUUUUUAUGACAGAAGAACAGAAGAAAUACUACAACGCAAUGAAAAAACUGGGUUCUAAGAAACCACAAAAACCCAUACCUCGACCUGCCAACAAAUUCCAAGGAAUGGUCUUUGAUUUUGUGACCAAACAAGUCUUUGAUAUCAGCAUCAUGAUCCUCAUCUGCCUCAACAUGGUCACUAUGAUGGUGGAAACUGACGACCAGAGUCAAGAAAUGACAAACAUUCUGUACUGGAUUAAUUUGGUGUUUAUUGUCCUCUUUACUGGAGAAUGUGUGCUGAAACUAAUCUCUCUUCGUUAUUACUAUUUCACCAUUGGAUGGAAUAUUUUUGAUUUUGUGGUGGUCAUUCUCUCCAUCGUAGGUAUGUUUCUGGCUGAGCUGAUAGAAAAAUAUUUUGUGUCCCCCACCCUGUUCCGUGUGAUCCGUCUUGCCAGGAUUGGCCGAAUCCUACGUCUGAUCAAAGGAGCGAAGGGGAUCCGCACGCUGCUCUUUGCUCUGAUGAUGUCCCUUCCCGCGUUGUUUAACAUCGGCCUCCUGCUCUUCCUGGUCAUGUUCAUCUAUGCCAUCUUUGGGAUGUCCAACUUUGCCUAUGUUAAGAGAGAGGUUGGAAUUGAUGACAUGUUCAACUUUGAGACCUUUGGCAACAGCAUGAUCUGCCUGUUCCAAAUUACCACCUCGGCUGGCUGGGAUGGAUUGCUGGCACCUAUUCUUAAUAGUGGACCUCCAGACUGUGACCCUGAAAAAGAUCACCCUGGAAGCUCAGUCAAGGGAGACUGUGGGAACCCAUCUGUUGGGAUUUUCUUUUUUGUCAGUUACAUCAUCAUAUCCUUUCUGGUUGUGGUGAACAUGUACAUUGCCGUCAUCCUGGAGAACUUCAGUGUUGCUACUGAAGAAAGUGCAGAGCCCCUGAGUGAGGAUGACUUUGAGAUGUUCUACGAGGUUUGGGAGAAGUUUGAUCCUGACGCGACCCAGUUCAUAGAGUUCGCCAAGCUCUCAGAUUUUGCGGAUGCCCUGGAUCCUCCUCUUCUCAUAGCAAAACCAAACAAAGUUCAGCUUAUUGCCAUGGAUCUGCCCAUGGUCAGUGGCGACCGGAUCCACUGCCUCGAUAUUUUAUUUGCCUUUACAAAGCGUGUUUUGGGUGAGAGUGGAGAGAUGGAUGCCCUUCGAAUACAGAUGGAAGAGCGAUUUAUGGCAUCGAACCCCUCCAAAGUCUCCUAUGAGCCCAUCACAACCACUUUGAAACGCAAACAAGAGGAGGUGUCUGCUAUCAUUAUUCAGAGGGCUUACAGACGCUACCUCUUGAAGCAAAAAGUUAAAAAGGUUUCAAGUAUAUAUAAGAAAGACAAAGGCAAAGAAUGUGAUGGAACACCUAUCAAAGAAGAUCCCCUCAUUGAUAAACUAAAUGAGAAUUCAACUCCAGAGAAAACCGAUGUGACACCUUCCACCACUUCUCCACCUUCGUAUGAUAGUGUGACCAAACCGGAAAAAGAAAAAUUUGAAAAAGACAAAUCAGAAAAGGAAGACAAAGGGAAAGAUAUCAGGGAAACACUUCACAAAAUAAGAAGCAAGGACUAAGAUGCAGUGUAGGUUUCUGCUUUUUUAUUAGUACUGUAAACUUGCACACAUUUCGAUGUGAAACAAAUCUCAAACUGAGUCCAAUGUUUAUUUGCUUUCAAAUAGUAAUGCCUUAUCAUCGGAAGAGGCUUAAGGAAAAAAUCAGUUUAUAUUCUUGGCAUUGCUUGAAUCAGAUGUUUCCACCUAGUCUUUUUAUUCAGUAAUCAUCAGUCUUUUCCAAUGUUUGUUUACACAGAUAGAUCUUACUCUUACUUACCCUACCCGUAUGGCACUAGAACUGUAUCAGAUGUAAUAUGGGAUCCAAGCUUUUUUUCCCCCCCACAAAACCAGGUAGUGAAGUUAUAUUACCAGUUACAGCAAAAUAUUUUGUGUUUCACAAGCAACGAUAAAUGUAGAUUCUUUAUACUAAAGCUAUUGACUUGUAGUGUGCUGGUGAAAUGCAUGCAGGAAAAUGCUAUUACCAUAAAGAACGGUAAACCACAUUACAAUCAAGCCAAAAGAAUAAAGGUUUUGCUUUUGUUUUUGUAUUUAAUUGUUCUGUCUUUGUUUCUAUCUUUGAAAUGCCAUUUAAAGGUAAAUUUCUAUCAUGUAAAAAUAAUCUAUCCGAAAAAAAUAAAUGUAAAGAAUACACGUUAAAUAUAAUAAUUCAUCUUUAAAUUUUUUCAUGGAAUGGAAAUUAAUUUAGAAGAAUGUAUUGGAUAACUACUUUAAUAUUGGCCAAAAACCUGGAUAUGGUAUCAGGUAGAGUAGUGGAAAGUUACAACAAUUAAUAAAAAAUUGACUAACAUUUUAA
Molecule: messenger RNA, 6518 nt
Organism: Propithecus coquereli (Coquerel's sifaka)
Lineage: Eukaryota; Metazoa; Chordata; Mammalia; Primates; Indriidae
Gene: SCN2A
Product: sodium channel, voltage gated, type II alpha subunit
Exons: 27
Coding region: 293-5725 (1810 amino acids)
Biological process (GO): membrane depolarization during action potential; sodium ion transmembrane transport; neuronal action potential
Cellular component (GO): plasma membrane; axon; voltage-gated sodium channel complex
Molecular function (GO): protein binding; voltage-gated sodium channel activity
Source: RefSeq, a predicted model, not a curated record